This is a messenger RNA of Lacerta agilis (Sand lizard), 1309 nucleotides long. RefSeq names its product calmodulin-1. The coding region runs from base 232 to 681 and encodes 149 amino acids. The transcript has 6 exons. Gene Ontology annotation, molecular function: calcium ion binding. Lineage: Eukaryota; Metazoa; Chordata; Lepidosauria; Squamata; Lacertidae. The record is from RefSeq and is a predicted model, not a curated record.
GGCCGUGGUUGCCGGGGGCUCGCCGGAGGGAGGGGAAUGCGCGUGCGCGCGGGGCCCGGGAAGUAACGUUCGGCGCUUGCCGUUAGAGCAGAAGAAAAGGAACAGGAAGAGAGCGAGCGAGAGCGCUUGCGCGAGCGGAGCAACGGCGACGACUCAGCCCCGGGUGGAGGGAGACGGACGCCAGCCAGGAGCUGAGAGGUCGCAGCGCCGCUUCCCCUCCCCCACGUCACCAUGGCUGAUCAGCUGACAGAGGAGCAAAUAGCAGAGUUCAAAGAGGCCUUCUCCCUCUUUGACAAGGAUGGCGAUGGCACCAUCACCACCAAGGAGCUUGGCACCGUCAUGCGCUCCCUGGGGCAGAACCCCACCGAGGCGGAAUUGCAAGACAUGAUCAAUGAGGUGGAUGCUGAUGGGAAUGGCACCAUCGAUUUCCCAGAAUUCCUCACCAUGAUGGCUCGGAAGAUGAAGGACACAGACAGCGAGGAAGAGAUUCGUGAGGCCUUCCGAGUCUUCGACAAGGAUGGCAACGGCUACAUCAGUGCUGCGGAGCUGCGUCAUGUCAUGACCAACUUAGGCGAAAAGCUGACGGAUGAAGAAGUUGACGAAAUGAUCCGGGAAGCUGACAUAGAUGGCGAUGGACAAGUCAAUUACGAAGAGUUUGUACAGAUGAUGACUGCCAAAUAAGAAAAGCAGCUGUCACCCCUUUCCCUUUCCCUGUGCAGAAUGGAAGGACUUGUCUGCUUACCAUAGAAAUCUUCUCCAGCUCCUCCUGUCUGUCCGGCACUCAACGCCUCCAUUGAUGCUUUAGCGGUUUGUGGCCAUUCUCUGCUGUCUCUUCCCCCUCCCUCUUGGGUUACAUGCUAGUGCCCGCGGUGGGUGCAGCUGGGAUGGCAGGAAGCCAAUGGAGAGCCCUGGCCAGGAGAAGCGACGCAAGGCCCCAACUCCUAGCAUUGUGGGUGGCCCAGUGGUGGAGAGGAGCUGCCGUAGUGAAGGCGCCCCUCCACCCUUGGCUCCACCGCUGCCUUGCGCCUGCGCUCCCUCCCUCUCCAAAGGCCACACCCCAGUUAGCGUGUAACCCUUGCAUCCAUGGACUGUUUUGUUCAGCUGAGUGCCUCCUUCCGCCAUCUGCAGUUGUCUUCCUGGGAAUAUCUGCAUAUCUUGGGUAUAUUGUAACUGUUAAACCUCUUAAUAAUUGCCGUGCCCUACCCCCUCUUCCCUUACCUUCCAGUGGCUUCAGGGAAUGAUUCUGUUCCAUUCCAGUUGGUGUACGGUUUCUUUUUCUUCUUUUGAAUAAAGUCUGUGUGUUUCAAAA